Messenger RNA from Galleria mellonella (greater wax moth), 5305 nucleotides. Its product is annotated as stromal membrane-associated protein 1. The transcript has 5 exons. The record is from RefSeq and is a predicted model, not a curated record. Gene Ontology annotation, molecular function: GTPase activator activity; metal ion binding. NCBI's taxonomy places the organism in Eukaryota, Metazoa, Arthropoda, Insecta, Lepidoptera, Pyralidae. Bases 98 to 1321 code for a protein of 407 amino acids.
UCAAUUUCGUCUAUGGUCUCUCUCUUUCCUUCAACAAACAAGCAUUCCACCCAUUUUUAUUGAAUUUCAUAUCGUUUGCAAAGAAUAAUUCACAGAGAUGACUUCGAAAAGUGAAAAAGAUCGCGCUAAACAAAUCCAGGAUCGAUGUCAGAACAUAUUAAUGCAGAUGUUAAAGGAUGAGGACAACAAAUAUUGUGUAGAUUGCGAUGCGAAAGGUCCCCGGUGGGCGUCAUGGAAUAUAGGUAUAUUCUUAUGCAUCAGGUGCGCGGGCAUCCAUCGGAACCUUGGCGUGCACAUCUCUAAAGUGAAGAGCGUUAAUUUGGACUCAUGGACUCCGGAGCAAGUGGUAUCUCUACAACAAAUGGGCAACUCCCGUGCGCGGGCAGUGUACGAGGCGAACCUGCCUGACUCGUUUCGACGACCGCAGAACGACUCCUCGCUAGAGGCUUUCAUUCGCGCCAAAUACGAGCAGAAGAAAUACAUCGCCAAAGAAUGGGUGCCACCGCCCACGCCCAAAGUCAACUGGGAUAAAGAGAUAGACGAAGAAAUGGAACGUCAGAAACGGAAAAAGAAGUCGUCGUCAGGUGUGGGUCCACUGCCUGCACCUACCAGCAGUGAUAAAAAAUAUAAUAAAUCCGAAGUUAUACCAAGCUUACCAAAACCGAAGUCAUCAGUGAGUCCGAAAUUAGGUAGAAGUACACCCACCCUUCAAGCUGAAACCAAGCCCUCAAAUGGCUCUGCAGACCUCCUCGGUUUAGACACAGGAAAACCAGACACCAAACCCUCAAAUGAUGAUAUUUUCUCCAGUUUCUUCUCUGCACCACAAGAGAAACCCGUGGAACCUAAACCUGAGGAAGUGAAGCCAGAUUUAAAAACGGAAGAGGAGAAUUUCUUCAAACAAGCUGCCCCAACGGAGAAGGAAAAAUCAAAACUAACUAAAGACAGUAUAUUAGCACUGUACAGUCAAACGCCAUCCACAAAUCUAGGCAACCAAUUCAAUCCUGUCCAACCUGUACAGCAAUCAUACCCUUUUGGAGGGGUGUACCCUCAGCAACCGUAUAACAAUAUGCCAGCACAAAAUGGUAUGCAAUUUAAUCAAUUCCAACCUAUGGGUAGUCAGUUCCAGCCACAGUUCGGCGCGCCGUUACAGCAACCGUUGCAAGGAACACAGAACUUUGGUCAAAAUAACCAGUUCUUCAACCAAUCGCAACAGCCUGCGCAACAGUUGCAGCAACAGUUUAGCGGGUUAAAUUUAGGGCAGAGUUUUCCUAAUGCGUUCGCGCAACCGAACGCGAACGUAGCAAGCAACACAUGGCAGUAAAAUAAUUUUGCUUUAUAGAUAUUUUUACAUAUAUUUCGUGAUCUGAAAUAGCAUGUUUGUUUGUUCGUGUAAUGAAUGGCAUUAAGUUGACAUUAACCAACGGCACAGUAUAAUAGCAUUAUUGUGUUUACCCACCAAUGAAUAUCAGUAAACAUUUUCUUAUCAGAUAUUAGAACACGUGUUAAAAACCGUGCCAUUAGUUUGUCUAUUUUUAUUGUCUGAAAUAGAUAUUCAUAUAGCUUUUAUUGUUGAUAUGAUUGUAAUAUAUUUUAUUGUUUUCUUUGUAUAUAAUUUGCUUUUUUAUAUUUUAAAUAAACCCGAUUGAAUUACGCUACGAACAAACAUGCGUCUUUCAAAGAUGCAUUUGAGACUUAUUUUCAAUUGAUCGUCAAAGAUUUUAUGAGCCGCGUUGGUAGAUAUGGCUCUGUGUUUCUGAGUGAGAUAAAGUUAGAGAUAGUGCUACCUUUGUAUUUAAGAUAUUGCUCGGAUUAGACAAUAUUUACAAUUCCUUAUUACAUAAUGCUUAUUAUUUAACAUAGAAUUGAAGAUAUUGUAUAAUUCAACGUCUUGAAGAAAAGUAGAAUCUGGCUUUAGCGUAUUUAAAACUAAAAAUGCUCAGAAACAUGAAAAUAUUACAAUAAAUGUGAUAUUUGUGUAAUUAUAUUAUUUUAUGAUAUAAAGAAAUAUGGCAAGGAUUUUGAAGUUUCUAUUGCCGGGCUGUACUCUAUAUUGAGUCUAUGGCUCAAGCAAUAAACAAUUAAUAUAAUAAUUUUAUUAAUACAUCCUUUUUUAUAUUUACUUAAAUUAAUAUUUAAAUUGUGUAUUGUGGAGUUUUUUUAUUUUUCAGUGUUACACUUCAAUUGAGAAAUAAUUUAGCACUUUUAUUAACACAAUUCUAAAUUCAUGCACAGACUAAAUUGUGUUCGUGAUUUGAUAUAUUUUAAUUGAAACUUCACGUUAAUGUUAAGUAGAUAAUUUUAUUUUAUUAAUGUGCGUAAUCUUAAGCUAGUUACAGACAAUUUGGCAUUCUAUUUUCAAUCUUACAAAAUUAAAAAAAAGAAAUAUGUAAUAAUGCAGAGCGUGGAAAAAUGGCGUAAUAAUAGCUUUUGUUUAGAAUUGGUGCAAGCCCAUUUACUUCUUACUAUUUCAAACAUAGAAUGGGUUAAUAUUAAAAAAAAAAAAGAAAAUACUGUAUUAUUUACAUAAUUAUUGUUAAAGAGUAUUGCCAUUGAAGCUAUGUUGGCGCCAUUUUGAAAGUAAAAUGGCGCCAAAAUUUCGUUUAUGCAAUUUUUUUUUUAUUGAUUGAUCUUAUUUGUGUAUCUGAGAAAAAUCUUGUUCUGGUAUUAUUAAAUAUGUUCCAUCAUUGAACUACAAUGGGGGGUCCACAGCACGAUCUGCGUUCGAAGUAACUAGAUGUACUACUGUAAAUAGAUAAAGUAAAAACCGAUGUCUCGUUAAUAUUAUUUUAAAAAACGUCCCAAUAAAUAACUGCUAAAUAAUUACUACCAUUUAACAUAAUUAUUAGAGAGUAAUUUGUAUUGAAAAUAUCUAAAUGUGCGGGGUUUGAACUAGUGCUUUCUCGUAUAUAGAUGACGGAACGUGUUUCUGAAUACUUAGUGCGCAACACAUUUCAAAUAGACUUACAAGCACUGCACAUGUGUCACCUGGACUGCAGCCCAGUUGAUUCCGACUCAACUUCGUUAGUUCGUUGCAUUGCUCUCAUUAAUGCUUAAAUGUACAUUACAGAAAAUAUAUAGUGAAAAUUUUCCAUGUCCCGUGUACUUAUCAUAAGCGCAAAGAAAACGACGUGUGUAUGUUGGGACUAAGAAUGAUUUUGUACUAUCACUACAUAUAAAACAGUCGUCCCGCUGUCUAUCUGUCCCUAUGUAUGCUUAGAUCUUUAAAACUACGCAGCGGAUUUUGAUGCGGUUUUUUUUUUUAAUAGAUAGAGAAAUUUAAGCAGGUUUAUAUGUAUAAUAUUAUAUAUGCAUAAUAUAAUAGAGAAAUACUGAUAAUUUUAGAGGUUUCUAAUGUAGUAAAUAAACAUUUUUUGCGGUUACAUUGCAAACGCAUGCUGAACGCUACAAGAUAGAUCAAAAUAUCCGUAAUGAUCAGCAUUUGUAUCCGUGCUAAACCGGAGCAGGUCACUAGUCAAAUAUAUAAAAUUAUAGCAAUUUAUAAAAGUAUUGAUGGAUUUUUAAUAUUUCUACAAUAACUUUUUACUCUGUUUUUUUUUCUGCUAAGUUUUGUACCCUUACAUUUUGUAGGUUUAUUAUUCUAUGCAUACGAUACCACGACCCUUAGGAAGUAAUAGCUCUAGUGUAUUAAAACUGAAUGACUCUGUACCUAGAGAGGAGCGCGUUCAAACCCCGCCCGCUUCGAAUUUUUCAAUUACAAAAAAAAAAAAUAUGUAAUAUUUUCAAUAAAUUAAUCAUAAUGAGUCUGUUUAUUAGACUUAUGUACAUAGGUAUUCAGCAAAAACGAUAUUGUAUAAGACUGUAUAACCCGUGUUGUAGUUGUUCGAUGUAUUUCAUAGUAGUUGGUUUGGUCGUGAAAGACUGAUGUCUUCGUGUUGUUUUAAACAGGGUGACCUAGUAACGUUCAGUAAUAAUUUGUCAAUUUCUCCCAUGAAAUAAAUGUUGCCACAGAACAAAAAUGUAGUGGAAAUUGGAUUUUUUUGUGCCCAUAUUUAGACGAUUUGUAUUUAAAAUAAAAAUAUUUUAUUCAUUUGUGUUGUAUUAGUUAAAAUUUUAUUUAUUUUUGAUACAAGUCGCGAAUAUGGCCACUUGGGCUUAUCAAUCAACUAGUAUAUUACAUACAAGUGUGUACUAGAUUUUUGUUCCGUGAUUUCUUUACAUAUUGAAUAUUAUAUAUGUUUUAAAACGACUUUAUUGAGGCCUAUGCACAUUACGAUAGAGGUAUGAUAUUUACGUGAAUAUAGUAUAAUAUUUUAUAUAGUAUUUUUCCCCUUGCACUAAUUUAUGUGCUUUGAUGUGAAUUAAAAGUGUACUUUGUCAUCUUUUGUCUGGCAGAAAUAUGUAGCAAUGACUUCUAUACUUUUUACAAAUUUUUGUUUUGUUUCCAUUUUUUUUAUUUUUUUUUUUUAUAUAUAUAUUUUGUUACAGUUUAGUUAUGUUGUUUGAAAUAUUAAUAUCAAUAUGUGAUUGUGUUAUAACUGAAAGUUUUGAUGUGCAUAGGCUUUAUUCAUAUGUAGCCGUGUAGAAUUUACAAUAAUUUCAUAUUUUGUCUAAUUAUGAAUAUGACGCAUUGAUAUGAGGGUCUGCGCUGUUGAAGGACGAUACACAACGUAGUUUAUGUCCAAAUAGAAAGUUUGUCGGCUAAAAAGCCGUACAGGUCAUAGAAUCAUUUCGAAAUUCCAUUACUGUAGUUACUCGGCGCGCUAAGCUUUAUAUCUGAAUGGAAAUCUAAAAGAAGCCAUCAGAUAAAAUUACAUGUUAACAUGUUUUUAAUGGGUGAUAAUGGAAUGGUAACACCACCCGCGCUAUCGAUAUACACCGGCGGGGCACCAGUGAAGGAUGAUAAGUGAGCAUGAAGCAGGUCAGUUAGCCCAUCGUGACGAAUUCAACAAGAAUUGUUCACGAUGGUUUCCAGGGGGAACCACGUGGAGGUCGACCUAAUAAGGCAUACUGCUAACAAUGGGUCUGUCAAACUCCAUUGCUAACAAUCCCUUUCCCCCCAAUUACAUGUUAACAUGUAACGUGAUUGAUCUCUAACAAAGUGUUAUAUUAAUAAUUGCACAGAAACACCGCAACACCAACCCGUUUAUAUUCUGUGGUUAAAUAUUGUUAAAUCCAAUUUUGGUGUAUUAAGUUGGACAUAGUUGAAUAUGAUUGAGUACUAAGUGGUUAACGAUUAUUGUAUAAAUUUAAAUAGUUAUAAUAUAAAGGGCGGUCAUAUUGGCUCGAGCCCUUCCAGCCUGUAUUUGAUUUACAUACACAAAUAAACUUAAUGCCAAUAGUAAAA